This is a messenger RNA of Schistocerca gregaria, 11064 nucleotides long. RefSeq lists its product as uncharacterized. Gene Ontology annotation, cellular component: cytoplasmic ribonucleoprotein granule; nucleus. Gene Ontology annotation, molecular function: RNA endonuclease activity; mRNA binding. The transcript has 4 exons. The record is from RefSeq and is a predicted model, not a curated record. NCBI's taxonomy places the organism in Eukaryota, Metazoa, Arthropoda, Insecta, Orthoptera, Acrididae. The coding region runs from base 7211 to 9190 and encodes 659 amino acids.
CAGUUGGACACUAAGAGCUACAUUGAUAGAAAUUUGACUUUCCAUUUUUUUAGCUGUUACUGUUUUGUGAUCUGUACAUUAAAUUAAAAAUAAUCUUGUAGUCAUGUGAAGUAGUGGCAAAAUGAAUCUUGUAGUCAUGUGAAGUAGUGGCAAAAUGAAUCUUGUAGUCAUGUGAAGUAGUGGCAAAAUGAAAAAUUGCAUUUAAAAAAUAUAAGGGAAAGGACAACACUCUAAUUAUUGUUUACUGGGACGAUUUAUUGAGAAUAUACCUGUAACACGGGUGUAUUUAUUACAGAUCCACUUUGCUUAAAAGCAUGCAUUAUUCUGCAAUUUUAUGCAUGCAAAAUAAUCACGGUUUGUUAAUUUAAAAUUUCUUGUAUAUUCAAAAACUUUUUUCCAUAUUGUGUUUGAUGCCUGUUUCAUGUCGGCAUGCUUUCCAAAAAUCUUUGGCACGCCACUGUAAGUGCUGUUCGUGAUAUCAGGCUUUAUAAGCAAGUAAUGGUAUUAUGCAUCAACUUCAUAGACAAGUUAGUGUGACUGACAGUGAACAUUUUUAGUGCAGAAGAUGAGUGAUUGCUAUUGACAGUUCAACAACCUAGUGGCAGUGUUGUUGUACAUGAUACAUGACACCCUGUGACUGGUCACCACUAUUCACAGACAUGGCAAAAACAAAAACUGGUGCAACAAGCAGACUGAAUUUUUAUUCAUAAAUUUCCGUACAGCUAUCAGUUACAUAAAUGAUAAAAAUUGGAAAGAACUAUUCAGUGUCUAUUAUUCUGAAAUAUGAAGUUAUUUGUCACACUUCGCAAUAGAAAAGCAAACUAGUUUUGUGAUAAUGUCAAACACUCAUGGUCUUAAUAUGAAAUUAUAACAUGAUCAGCUGAUAACAGCUCUCCUCUUAAAUUCCUGGGUGUGUAGCAGUUAUGAUAAUGGAUGACCAAGUCCUCAUCACUGUCAGAAUCUGAUUGAGAAUCAUUCUUUUCUGUAUUGUUUCAGCUAUUGCUGCUCCCUCCCAGUCGUAGAAUUAAAUUUUACAUGCAGGCUUCCAAAUACCUGCUGUGCAGUUCAGAAUUUUUUCUGAGGCCUGACUAGUCAAUUGAUUGAGAACUUCCUCAAGGAGAUUCUCUACUUCAGAGAUGAUGGACUCCUUGUUGUUUAUUACAGUGUAAUUUUUUAUUGGCACUCAUAUGCUCUUAAGUGGUAUUGAAAUAAUAAAGCAGAAGUAUACCACACCUGUGACUUUUAGCAAUUUCAUCAGUGAUACAUGUUGGAAAUAAUUAUUUCUUUAGCUCCACAAACUUGAGCAGUUCAGUCUUGUUCAAAUCCUCUUAGAGAGCAAUAUCUCAUCUUUUCAGACAAUCAAUAAUUUUUUCUUUCCUUCUUGCCUAAGUUGGUGUCUUCUUAUGAAUGACUGAAUGUACGCAUUGCACACUGCUCUCUACACAUUGAAAAUUUGUUGUCUAUCUGAAGCAACAUGGGAAUUGUUUAUAGUGUGGUAUGUUCCCUUCUCUUAUAAUAGUCAUAUUUAUGACGACAGUCAGUGUCUGUCUGAAAAUUUUUCAAAGCUGUCACUCCCUCAGCCACUUGUUUCUUGGUGUCUGCAGCCUUGUACCACUCACAUCAUAUCUGUAGUAUAAUGGCCUUUCUCUGUAGUAACAACAGUGUUUUUACUUACAGUAUUUUCAAAGCUGUUGCAGUUUUCAUUAAAAUUCUAGUAACAAAAUGUAAAGGUUCAUCGUUUUUCUUUCUCAAAUUUAUCACAUUCAUUCAUGGGUUUGGUAACGCAGCAUGCUUUUUGUCCUUCGUUUCACUCCAUGUGUUGGACAUGUGCCACUGUUUGCAUUUUAGUCUAUCUGAAAUGAAAUAGAAGUGAAUAAACACAAGAAACUCGUAGUUUCAUUUUGCACUAUAGUCGAGACAGAGUAAGAAGAUUCCUGACAGCCCAAGGCACUGUUGCCAGCUUUCAGUGCAAAGUGCUAAUGGCUACAGGUGAAAACUGUACCAUAUUAUUUGUAUGAUGGACCUCAAUAGCAUGAGUAUUUCCUCAGAGAGGUUACUGAGAAGUUACAUGUGCCCAGAUCUAAACUUAAGCAUCACUUUGGUGAGUUUAAGAAAUUACAUGAUAUGAGAGUGUGCUCUGUAAAUAAUUAGAAAUACUUGAUAGCUGUUGUAACAAGAAUGAAUGAAUGCGUGUGUUACUUCAGUUUGUGUUACAGGCAACACUGCCAUUGUUCUGUGGAGUAGCAAAAGUAGAGUCUACAGAAUACUGAGCAGCAAUGAAAGGUAUUUACCAGUGCUUGUUGUCAUGACAGUGAAAAUGUGAAAUUGGUAUUGGGCUGUGUCCCUGCUUUGUCAUGGGGUAACUAAUGUUAGUCUUUAGGAGAAUGAAUGCUGUUGUUAAUGAAUACUACUGAGACAGUACCGUGCUACCCACACUGUGCCAACAGUUUGAAAUUGGACACUUCCUGUAACAACGAGAUAUAGUAAUACUCUUGUCCAUAAAACAAGAUUCAUUCUGUCGUGGUUUGAAGAAAAUCAGAUGGAUCUACUAGACUUAUGUGAUGUGCUCAAACUCUGACCUUAACAACCAUUUAAGAUCUGUGGCACGAAAUAAGAUACCUGUUGUCCAUCAGAUCGUUUCACCCAAAAACCUGGCAAUAGAAAGAAUGGAAAUAAAUUACACCUUGAGAGUAUUAGAAUGUAGAGAAAAGCCCCGCUUGAAGACUGAAUGCUCAAAUAGACACCUAGGGGGUAUUGUCACACAUAGUUUUGCUUGGCUAAAGCCCUUGUAAAGAGCAACAAUGCAUGUCCAAGCCACACACAGUAAAAUUACAUGGAACAGUAUGGCACUAUGUAAGUUGCAUUAUCUUAUUCGUUGGAUGUAUUUGAUGUAUAGUUUCAUAUUUUGAGGAGAAUGAGGUAAUUGCUGAUUCGCUGUUGUCUUUCACGUGUUUAAGGCACAUUGUAUAUAUAGUUUUAUAACAUGUGUCAAGCUUCAGUUGUGUAGAUGAUACAGGAUUUGCCACAUACUAGAAAUAAAUACAAAAUAAUUGCUGGUAGUUCAGUGUAUGAAUACAUAAAAACUCAUCUCCUGUUGGUGUGAAAAGAGUGCUUGAAUAUCUCUUUGUGCCCAGGUUUGUAUAAAUUAUGAACUCAGUUUGCAGCUGAAAUUUGUCCUGUUCCAGUGUCUGGUAUGGUUUGUUCCCAGUUAUAAUUAUUUUGAGCUCACAAAUUGCAUAAGAAUGUUCAAAAGGGCAAGGAAAAGGGAGCAAUAAAGGCUGACAGUGGAGAGAGUAUAGGAAAAGUAUUCAUGUAUGUGUUUGUAUAUGGAUAGUUCUGUGUUGGAAAUGAUUUCAAGGUAUAGAGAGAGGUGGGUAUUGGGGUGAAUUUUAGGGGGAGGCCACUAAUAAAAAGUUGUAAAUAUGUCAGCAAAGCUGUAGACCUGACUGUGAGGGAUAAGAGAAGGGUUAAGCGGAAAGAAAUAUUGGUAGGUUUGCUGCAUGGACUACGAGAGAUGGAGGGGCUGAAAGGGUAGUUCUUACAAAGAUAGUGUGUAGAUAAGAGUAUCCAAAUGAGACUGGUAGUGAAGCAGCCAUCGAAUUCAGCCAUGUUUUACUAAGCAGAAUGCUUUGCCAACUGAAUGUUCAAUCUUGGCUUAUGCUCGAAGUUUGAUGAUAAUAAUUCAUAUGGCAUUACUAGUGGAUCAUUCUCAUAUAAGAACUGCAUAAGUGCUGCAGAAGAGUAGAUAGAUGAUAGCUACUUUCCCUACUGACUGUAUGACAUAUUUUCUAAAAUAUACCAGUGACAAGACAGGAAUAGGAUUUUCUUGCUUAAAAAAUGAAGAAAACUACUCUUCCAAACUCUUAUUUGAGUUUUUAGAGAAGAUGAAAAUAAACACUUUUUAUGUGACAUUAAUGUCAGCUGAGAAUGGCGUAUCUGAAAUUGUUGUCAAAUAAAAUAGGUGUUUCUUUUUAUCUCCUAGUAACACUUUAAAAUUUUGUACAUGUAGUUUUCACACACUUGCAAGUGCCCCCCUCCUCCCACUCACACACACACACUCUCUCUCUCUCUCUCUCUCUCUCUCUCUCUCUCACUCACUCACUCACUCACUCACUCACUCACACACACACACACACACACACACACACACACACACACACAGUUGCUGCUUACAUGUUCUUGCGGAUUGGGAUAGAUUGCGGAGGCUUUGAACAGCAGACAAGCACUAAAAAGUGGCUUAAGCUGUUGGACCAAAUCCUCCUUCAGCCUCGCAGCCACAUUCACACAUGCACAGUACUCACACAUAUGGCCUGUGUCAUCCUUGUUGCUGAAGUGUCUGUGCCUGGAAGUGACAGGGGCCAUGUGUUUGUCUGUUGUGUGUAUCUUUCUAAAUCUGAAGAGCUUUAUCCAAUAGUUUAAAUUUAGUUUUAUGUUUCCCCAUACACCACACAUCAUCUCCUCUUUGUGGUGAGUAACAGUCUAUCCUAAUUCACACUGUCGUUAUCCUGUCACAAUAUAUUUUCCAAUUUUUUUUUUAUGUUAGCAAGCUGCUGUUCACCUUUUCUACUGCUUCUCAUGAUUUUUUUUUCUGUCUUCUGCAUAUCCCUCUGAUUUGAGUAACUGUAAAGGUAUCUUCAUUUUGUGUUCAGUCCUCUUUACAGUCCUCCUAAGGUUUUCUGUCUAUGGCCAUCAAGGCGAUGUCUCUUGUAAACUUUAGCAUUGGUGUCUGUUCCCCCUUAGUGUGCUGAAAUUUUUGACAUAAGGUUUAAACAACAGUACUUAUAAGUUGAACUCACCUUUGCAUCCUUUGUAACACAAACUUUAUUAUCUGUCUUUGGUGUGCUCAUGCAUUUUGUGGUUAUGUAUGUUAUUCUGGCAUUGCUGUAAUUAUCACCAGAAUUUUGAAUAUUUUAUUCUACUUAUAGAAAAGUUCAUUUCAGCAAACAGAAGUCAUGAAAGUAUGCUAGUCUUUCUUUCCAUUAUUAACAACAAUAUCAGAGUUGUGCUUUGGUAUCUUUACUUCAUCAGUCCACACUGGUCUUUACAGUUCUUCAAUUUCUUGUUUUUUGUUGUUCCCUAAUUGUACUAUACUGUACACAAUAACUUACAAAUGUGUAAUGUCACCUGAUUUACAAGUGUACUAUCAUUUAGUAGUUCUCAGCUUUAUCUGUUAGUGCUGUCUGUGGUAAUGGGAUGAUAAUGAUUUUUUUAAUUUUUUUUAAAACUGAUUAUAUUAUGUAGAUUCAGAAUGCCUGCUCAAACCUCUGGUUCUGACAUUACCCGCUGAUUUGAGUAACUGUAAAGGUAUCUUCAUUUUGUGUUCUCUUACGUACUUCUUUUACCGUUGCUGUCAUCAACUCUUCCAGCGUUAUUUUCCUGGUAAUUAAGUCCUCUUUCUUCUACAUGCGGCAAGGAUCACGUGCCCGCAUUUUACAGGUUAAUAUCUUUAUUUGUAAUUUUCCUAAAGUAAUGGUAAAGCUGUCUGUGAGUACAUUGCUAAAAUUUCCUAUGACAAUUUUGUUUCCAUGUCUUGCUCACCCAUCAACAUUUAUGUUCUUUGCAUUUUUCUGGUUGUAUUUUUAAGUAAUCAGUACUUCUUUGAUUUAGUGUAUUUUCUUCUCUCUUCAGUAAGCUGGAAUAUUUAUCAAUUGUGAAGAGUUCUCCGUAUAUACGUUCACUGAGAGUGGGAUAACCUCUCUAAUCUUAAUUUUUCAUUUAUUAUUGAAAAUCAUUACUAGGCUAUUACCAGGAUUAGUGCCUACCCCUGAAUGUGUUUUGCAGUAAAAUAUUUUUUUUUCUUCAUCUUUGUCUAACCAUUUAAUCCAGUUAAUAACCAUAAUGGAAAUUCCUGGAUGGAGCAAUAAGUAAAGGAAGGAAAAGACAACCACUCAUCUGUAGUGGAUCAGUGCGUGUAGCAUGGUAACACACAACAGGAAACAGCAUUCACACUAGCUUUCGAGCACUAGCCCUUUUUCCAGCAAUAGUACACACGUUCACACACACAACCACAUGGAGCAGGAAUGUAUGUUUGGGCGCCUGUGUGGUUGUGUGUAUGAAUGUGUUUGAUUGCUGGAAAAAGUUAGUGCUUGAAAGCUAGUGUGAACGCUGUUUCCUGUUGUGUGAUACUGUGCCCCAUGCAUCAGUCCACUAUUGGACUGUGGUUGCCGUUCCAUAAUUUUUUGUAUCGCUGCAUUUAAUCCAAUUGAUGUUCUCUGGUUUCAGUUUUCUUCAUGUAUGCCUCUUUGUUGUUUGCUUCUGUCAGUUGAAACCUUUUUCGCAACUGUAGAAGUGCUUCUUCUGCACACGCUAUAUCUUUAAGUAAUUCAGCUUUUUUGUCUUCUCAUUGCUUAAUUUUUCAAAAACCCCAAAUCAACUGGUUUUAAUCCCUCUUUGCAUAGUUUAUAUUACACACAUGCACACAUAAGAAAGUAUAUACACUAAACAAGACAAGUUUGCUUCUGAGGUUCUUGGAUGUACCGCUGAAUGCAGUUGUUGAAGACCCACAAUAUUUUGGCGAUUAAUCGUUCUGCCAACACCAGGUGGUGCUGAACUACAACGGCACCAUCUGAUGGUAGAACGGUUAUUUGCCGAAAUAUCAAGGACCUUCGACAAUUGGACCCGGCAGUAAACCCGAGAACCUCGGAAGCAGCAUAUAUCCCUGGAAAACCUCAGAUCACAUAAGACAAGUUUGUUUCAUUGAGCAUCUUGAAUGCUAAUAAAAUUUUCCAUCCUAUAAUUUAUAUUGAUAUGCUGUAAACUGAUAGUAAGAGAGAGGGAUGGUUUCUUGUCACAAUAGACUACCUUAUUUCUAUUGCCAGCAGUCUGUUGAUUGAAGCUUCAAUUUUUCAUCUGUUAUCUUCUCUCUCUCUCUCUCUCUCUCUCUCUCUCUCUCUCUCUCUCUCUCUCUCUCUCUCUCUCUCUCUCUCUCUGUGUGUGUGUGUGUGUGUGUGUGUGUGUGUGUGUGUGUGUGUUAAGCUCUAUGAUGAACAUCACUAUCUGUGAUAAUGCUACAUAUAGUUAAGCAAAUGAUAAGAAUUAUUAAAUGUGCUGGAGAAUCUUCUAAGUAUUAUGCACAGUGUGUAAUUCUUGAUUUUUGUUUCAGAGUUUGGAGCUAAAGUACUGUACUGCAAAUUGAUUGGUUCUGUUUUACGCGUAAAAUUAUUUCUGUUACAGGACAGUAUUUUAGUUAGGGACAAAUUUGAUGUAGGCUAUGAUGCUUCGAAACAAAAAGGUGUUAGCAAAUAUUUCUGGAGUUGCUGUUAAGAGGAAGAUGGCUAGAAACAGGAGCGCAUUAAAACAGUCACAAUCAGAAGGCCGCCUUGAAGCAAAAAGCACGAGGAAACAUGAUUCAGUCUUACAUCAUUGCACUGAUUUGUGCAAGUCUUUGUCCAGCUGUGACUAUAUUUCUGGUGCUGAGCAGUCAUCAUCUAUUGCAGAACAUUCUUCGAUGAGUCUGACGAAAAAUACUCCAUCUGCUGAAGUGGGGAAGUGUAGUAGUGCUUUGGUAGGUAGUAACACCAGUUCAUCACAAGUGUUGCCUAAAUCUAAUAAGACAGCAGAUUUAAAGGCGUCAACUGUCUCAGAAGAUUCAGUACGAAGCCUUGACAUGGAGGAUUCCAUUGUUGAAGUAAUUCCCAUAGAGAUUUCUGAUGUCAGUAUAUUGGAAACAAAAUCACACAAGCCGUCUUCCAGUGGUAACAAACCAAUAGAUGCGGAUACGUCAGAUGUUAUAAUCAUCCCAGAUUCUCCAGGACAAGGGACUGCAGGGAACAAGGCUUCGAAGACUACAUCAAAUGAAGUUUCACAUGUGCAGCGAGGCAGGAAAAGAAAAAACAGUGAUGAUAGUGGGAUUGAAAUCUUGUGCGAUAUUUCAGGAAGUAGACCUAAGAAGCAGCAGAAAAUUAACAUUGCCAGUAAAGGGAGCAGUGGGGAUGGAGAUGACAUUAUCUUCAUUAGUGCAGAAGAUGAUGAAGUGUCAGUCAUCAAAACAAAGGAGGAGCACAAAACACCUCAAGAGGAUGUAAUAAUUUUAGAUUCGCCUCCUGCACAAACUCCUGUGCAGAAUUCAGACAAAUCACCUAAGAAAAUGGUUUCAGCAUCUACAAGUGUAACUGGUUUAAUUCCCCAUUAUACUCAACAUUUAAUAGAUUAUAUUUCUCUUGAUGGAAGACCACCUGUAAAUAUUUCUGACUCAUCUAUUGGGACACCUGUCCUGCCUUUUUCACUCAGAGAUGCAUUCAGAGAUGAGGAGGAGAUGGUGCAAAGACGGAUUCCCGUUUUGAGACGGGCACAGGGUACCAGAGCUUCCAUUCGGCGGCAAAGGGAAAGAGCUGCGUUUCAUAACCGUUUAGUACAUGCUCGCAGUCAAGCAGGCCGAUCAAACUGUAUACCUGUGUCUACUUGCGCUUACUUUCCCCCUCGCCCUUCAAAUGCACUGAUUGGAAAUCAGACUUCAACUAUCAGAAAUGCAGCCGAAAAUUCAACUGCACAAAACUCGACAAACCAAAAUGUAGCAUCUGAAAACUCUGUACAACAAAACUCGACAACCCAAAAUGUAGCACCUGAAAACUCUGUACAACAAAACUCGACAACCCAAAAUGUAGCACCUGAAAACUCUGUACAAUCAGCUCCAGAAGUUUCACAAUCACCAGCCUGUGUUUAUGGAACCAACAUUUACAACCCAAAUGCGAGUGACAAAGAGAAGGAUGGGUUGCGACCAGUCAUCAUUGAUGGAAACAAUAUAGCAAUGGGGCAUGGAAAAGGAAAAUGUUUCUCAUGGCGAGGACUGCACAUUUGUAUCAAGUACUUUUUGAAGCGUGGUCAUAAAGUGACAGCAUUUGUGCCAACAUUCCGGAGGGGUGCUUGCCCACCUGACCUUCGUUCUGAACUGGAGGAGUAUGAGAGGAGUGGGCAGGUUGUAUUCACACCAAGCAGAAGAAUAGAAGGGCGACUCAUUGUGCCAUAUGAUGACAGGUUCAUUGUGCAGUGUGCAGCAGAACUUGGUGGAGUUAUAGUCUCCACAGACAACUUCCGUGAUCUCCUAAGUGAAAAUACCACCUGGAAGGAAACAAUUGAAAAGAGGUUGCUGAUGUUCACAUGGGUUGGAGACUUGUUGAUGUUCCCUCAUGAUCCGCUAGGGAGGAAUGGUCCAAAAUUUGAAGAGUUCCUUCGCUUUCCCAAGAAGUUAUAAGACAAUGCUGAAAUUGUCGCCAGUGUCAAUUCAGUACAAACUGCUGCUGUGUUAGAAACCAAAAAAGUGUUGUUAAUGUAUUUUGAUAUUUUGGUGUAAAGGAAGUAAUCCAUUUUUACAAAAUAACAUAUCCCAUUUCUCAAAAAUCUGUUGUCAAGUUUGUGCUCAGGUAUUGUUAAAGUAUGUAUACAGCUGUAUCUUGUUAUUCUUUUAUUACUAAUAUUGUAUCAUAUUAUAUUUAGUGUGUACAGUUGGAUUAUUCAUUUUCAGUUUUAUAAAAUUAUUUUCCAGUAUAUAAAAGCUGCAUUUGAAAACAAUUUGGGUUGUGAAUCUUAAAGUGAUUAUCACUUUGCUUUUUUGUGUAUUAUAUGAAAUCAAGAUAUAUUCUUGCCAGUCACUGUUUUUUCCUCUUGCAGUAAAAAUAAAAAAAAUAAAUUAAAAAAAAAGUUUUUGAGGACACUUGUCAGAGUUACAUGAAGUGCACCAACAAUUUCUUUAGUUUCAUAUGCCUAAGAUAUUUCACAUUUCAUUCAUUCGUUCUUUUCUCAUAACUAGUUGCCAUUUUCUACAUGUUGGUAAAGUUGUACAGGGCAUAAGAAAUUUUCUUUUGUUCAGUUUUAGUUGACCAACAUUGUGGUUGGUUGAACAAUUUCCUUGAUUUCAGUUUGAUGGUUUGGUGCAAGUAUUUGUUACAUUGUACACAUUCCAAAAUGCUUUCAGUGUAUUUUUAUGACAGGAAUAGUGUAAAUAUCCUCAUUACAAGUGUGUGUGAAUGUGAAAUAAUUUGAUGCAUGUUCUGCUUUGUGCUGCUGCAUCUGUUAAUACUUUAAGGUACAUAAAACACCACUUUAGCUGCUGUUUCCACUGCUGGUUAUGUUAAUGUGAUCCAUAUUAUAAUGUAAAAAUUAUGUCUGUUAGUAAAGGUAGCUAUCUUUAAAAGAACAUUUGGAAACUCUUUUCUUUAUAGUAUUCCCAAGACCUAAAUGCGCAUGAGUAUUGAAUGUAAAGAAUUCUUAGUUCUUCUGGUAUGACAAUAGCCACUUGUACUAAUGUAAGUCUCUCUUGCAUUAUAAUACAGGUCACAUGAGUAUGUUCAGUCAACAUAACUGGUAGUGGAAACAGCAACUGAGAUGAUAUUUUAUGUAUACCUUAAAGCAUGUGUGUCAUGUAGGCUUCGUAUGAAAAAUAAUUAGUGAUACUGUUUGAUGUAUAUAUUAUCUCAAAUGUUGCUUUUGUUUAUUGGUAACUGUAGCAAUUUGUAGUAAAACUAAAGUUAGUAAAACCAAUGAAGCAGGCAGGUGGGAAAAUGUCGUCCAAAUGUCAGAAAGGAAAGAACCAAAGAAAUUCUUACCAGUAUUGAGACUCGCUGGUAGUGGACUCGCUGCUAGCAACCAAAUUACUUUAUAUUAAAUCUGAUACAAAUGAAGGUUUUGUAUAAGCAAGCUGAAAUAGUAUAACUGAAUGGGAACGUCCGUACUUAAGUUAGUUGUAGAAACUUGUUGUUCAUAAAUAGUCGGGUUGUAAAUAAGAGAAAUGAGCAGGAUUACAGUUGAGCAUAUUUAAAAGAGAUGUACUUGAAGAGACUAUUUCAGUACAUAAAGAUUAUCAUUUUAAUUAUAGAUAUAUUUUUGUAAAAUAUUCGUUUCAAAUUUUUCACACAAGGAAUGUAAUUAAUGAUGUUUUACUGUGGACUAAAUCACACAGACACUUCUGUAAAUAUUUGAUUAAUACCAUUAAUUUUCCACAAAAAAGGAAAUAAUUGAUAUAAUUUGAUGUUACCAAAAUAUUUGUUGUUCAGUCUUUGACAAAUUUGUGUUUUUUAUAUAUAACAGUCCACUAUAAUAAAUAAUAUCUAAUAAAGCUUUAUUUUCUUA